Molecule: messenger RNA, 3746 nt
Organism: Pogona vitticeps (central bearded dragon)
Lineage: Eukaryota; Metazoa; Chordata; Lepidosauria; Squamata; Agamidae
Source: RefSeq, a predicted model, not a curated record
UAUAAAGGGGAGCCGGCGAGGCGCGGGCCAGGAAGAGCAGGCGCCCCAGCCAAAAGGAGGAAAGGGGAGGAGCGGUCCCCCAGCGAGCGAGUGGAUGGUUUUCAGCCUCCCGCUCUUGAGUUUGCCCGGCAUUCUCUCACAGCCCACCUACAAGUGGAAAGAUCACCAGACCAACGAGAUACACGAGUGCCAGCAGUGCCCGCCGGGGACGCACGUGGCCGAGCCCUGCACCGCGGGGAAGCAGACCGUUUGCAAGCCGUGUCCCGAGAACUACUACACAGAGUUCUGGAAUUACCUCGACAGCUGCCUCUACUGCAACAUGUUCUGCAACAGCCUGGAAGAGGAGGCCCGGCCGUGCAACAGGACACACAACCGGGAGUGCCAAUGCAAGCCGGGCUACCACGUUGAGUGGGACUUCUGCCAGAGACACUCGAAGUGUCCUCUGGGAAGCCGAGUCAUGGCUGUGGGCAACCCUCGUGAAGAUACCAAAUGUACGCUGUGCCCACCAGGGACCUUCUCCUACUUGGUUUCCAGCACCGAGCUGUGCCGGGUGCACCAGAACUGCUCUGCGCAAGGCCUGGAGGUCAACGUCCCCGGGAACCGGUUUCACGACACCUUCUGCACCUCUUGCAAGCUCAACCAAGAAGACGGAGGAGACAGACCAGGAAUGGAGGUCUGUCAAGAGGCCCUCAUUGACUUCAUCCCUUACGAAAUCAAGUCCAUCAGAAGGUUGAACCGCUUGAAACGGAUCAUCAGCAGAAGCCUCCCCUCCGGCAUGAACCAGAAGACGAGUUACGAGGAGCUCCAGGUGGAACUUCAUCGCUACCUCACCCGGCUUAAGGACACCGAAGGGGCAGAUUCUGUGUUUAAGAAGCUCUGGGGAGCCAUCGGACGUAUGAGCCUCCAACACUUGCAAGAAAAAAUUAAGAAGCGUUUCCCAAUAGGGUUAUGAGAUUAGCAGUGCAAUCCUAGGCAUUUCUACUCAGAAGUAAGUCUCACCCGACUGAGUGGAUUCCACGGCCAAGUGGCUCAGUUCUCUGGCUGUGGAGCCAGAGGUGGGGAGUUCAAAUUCCCCACGGUGUCUCCUGAGAGAAGAGCCAGCUUUGGGCAAGCGGCACAACAGUCCCGGAGCAGCCCCCUGGAAGAAAGGGAUGUGGGAACUCACUUCUGAGUAUUUUUAAACUGGGAAACCCUGAAAGGGGUCUCUAUAAAUCAAACUCAACUUGACGAUGAAGAUAACGAUGACAAUGUAUAGGAUUGCAGACAUAGCAUUUCUGUGUUAUUUAUUAAAAUAUCGCAGAGAUAAAAUGUAAAUGAAGUAGAGUACAGUACAUUAAUAUAUAAAUAUACUAUAUUAAUAUACUAAAUAUACUAAUAUUUGGAUUGCUGCCUCAAGCAUUAGAAUUGAUAGCGUUACAGUCCUCUUGCAAUUCCAUUACUACGUGAUUCUACGAAAUACCUCUGAGAAAACAAGAAAUGAACUUCAGGGCUGCUCAGGAACUUUUAUUUGUUCCCCUUCUGAUCUGGAAUGAAACUCGUUUGAAUGGGUAUAUGCUGCCUGAACUUGGAAAAGUUACUUGUUUGGUCUACAGCUUCCAGAAUCCCUCAGCUAGGAAGCCUGCCUUUUUGGUUUGGUUUGGUUUUUUAAUUUCCCUUUAUUAUCUUGAAACGAAAGAUAUAAAAAAAUGAAAAACAGAACGUGGAAAUGUUUUGGAGUGGUGGGUUUAGUGGGUUUUUUGCACCACGACUACGGUCAAAUUGGCUAGGGGAUUCUGGGAUAAGUGGUCCAACACCUGGUGCUUUUCAUUCUAUCCCUUUGAAGACCACAAAGGGGAAAUUUAAGAAGGAAGAAACCACUAUAAAAAUCUGGGAUACUAAUGUUUUUUUAAAAAACUGAAUUUACUGUCGCCCAUACAAACCUGAACGUUUAAAAUUUAAAAUAUUUCGGCACAUUGUUUACAAAAAGGAUAUAUUAAAAGGCAGAGAGUCAUGAAAACCCUCCAUGAAGUAUCCUAGCCACAAGUGACAGAUGAGUUUCAACCUUGCAAGAUUUUUCAGUGCCAAAAGAGGAGAGGGUGUGUGUAUAUGUGUUAUCAGGUUCACAGUAAGUAGACCUAAACCCAAACACACCGUAAAUAAGAGGUCAUGUUCUUGAAAUAACUAGUAUCACAUUUCCAUUACUCUAUGUACAAGGUUUUCAUGCAGUGCAAUAUUUUGGGAUAAUCUGCUAUGGUAACACCAUGGAAGGGGGAAAAAGGGUGAUCAAUCUGUAAUUCUGAAUUUUCUGUGAAUGUGUAUGCCCGCAAUUUCACGGACCUCCUGACAUUGAGGGAGUUUUUUUAGCAUUGAAAAAAAGACCACAAGGUUGACAUUCCUCAUAGAGACACAGAAAUCUCCCUAGUCUUAAGAACUGUGUUCUGAGUUGGACCAAAUAGCCAAACUCAUCCUUCCCAGGCCAAUAUUUGUAGCCUGAGCACUGGAAUGGGUUAAUUUUUUCCACCAACCAAAAACUGAGAUUCUUGGAAAGUUGUUCAUUUUAUUUUAAUUUUUUUAUUAUGUCAGAACGGCUCCUGUGUUUACAACACAGAGACACCACUGACUGCCUUAUCUACACUCCUACAGAGCCCUGGCAGGCACAUAAUGUUUGUAAAAGUUGCAACACCGAUAAAACCCAGUAUGUUUCUUACAUUAAGACAUGAUGGGCAUUUUCCUACCACCACCCUCCCCCUUUUCCAGCAAAUCAGGAAUCUUUGCACUGGUGCUUUGCAAGUACAGCAGAGCUGCUCUUAGUUAUUUAGAGCAGGGGUUCCCAAGCAUGGGUCCCCAGAGGGUCUUGGACUACACCUCCCAGAAGCCUUCACCGUUGGCUGUGCUGCCCAUGAUUUCUGGGAGUUGUAGUCCAAGAACAUCUGGGGAAACCACCGCUUGAGAGGAACGGGGUGUGAACGGGGACAUGGAAGGUGAGGAGAGGGUAGGUUCUUUCCAUCUGGGUUAAAGCCCUUGCCAGAAUUCUCCACCUGCACCCCAAAUUUCUUUUGUCCUAGAGAGCCGAGGCAGCCACUCAUCAUCCUUUCGAUCCUAGGCUGCAUCGGGGUCAGCUGCCUGCAAGAGGUGCUGACAUGCAAACCAGAGAAAGAACUUUCCACCUUCCGCUCCAGAACUUGGCAGUCUUUCCUUCUAGGGGGAACUGCACCUCCAAGGAUUCUGGGAAUCCUGGAAUUCUAGGGGAUUCUGGGAAUUGUAGUCCAGAAAGAUACGUUUUCGCUGUUCUGAAGCAUAACUACAGAGCCCAGGCCAGCGCCGCCUUCUUGGCUGAUCACGUGGUUCUAAUUCUUGGCUCCUUGUCCGACUUUUCUCUGCUACGAACACAGGCUAGAUCCUGGUGGCCUGCGAUUAGGUGGUUAAGGGGCUCGCUCCGAUGCCUUGUAACUAAGCCGUGAGCAACAUAACAUUGUAGGUCAACUUUACGCCAUUGACUGUGUUAUAAUUCUUGCUGUCCCACUCCAGGCUGAAGGCCAGAUAAGUUUUUUUUUGCACUGCACGUUACAGAAGAGGAGAGCUUUAUUGAGCCAGUCUAAACACGGAGGCGGGUUGAUGUUUUGUUUGUGAAAAUAUGUCGUUCUAUGGUUAGAGUGUAUAUUUUCUAUACCAGAUCAUAAAGUCCUUGUUUUACAAUGGAAUUUUAUAUGUUUUUAAACCACAAUUUCUACAUACCAAAAAUCAUUAAAGUUAUUUCAGUAUUCUUA